AUGCAGAUCUUCGUGAAGUCGCUGACCGGGGGGACCAUGACGCUCGAGGUCGAGAGCUGCACGGCCGUCGACAGCGUCAAGGCCAAGAUCCACGACAAGGAAGGUAUCCAGCCGGACCAGCAGCGCCUCAUCUUCGCGGGGAAGCAGCUCGACGAUGGCCGCACCCUGGCCGACUACAGCAUCCACAAGGAGUCCACGCUUCACCUCGCGCUGCGCCUCGUCGGCGGUGGCAAGGGCGGGUACUACCCCACCAGGAUGGAGCCUAACCUGCGCAUGCUUGCAGGUGCUAUGCACGCCUGCCCCUCAGGUCUGCCAACUGCCGCAAGAAGAAGUGCGGCCACAGCAAUGACAUCAGGCCCAAGGAGAAGCUGCGCCCCCACUAAAGCGUUGGAAACAUAA
Messenger RNA from Triticum turgidum subsp. durum (durum wheat), 399 nucleotides. Lineage: Eukaryota; Viridiplantae; Streptophyta; Magnoliopsida; Poales; Poaceae. The record is from the annotation of a GenBank genome assembly.